This is a messenger RNA of Eriocheir sinensis (Chinese mitten crab), 5433 nucleotides long. Its product is annotated as aminopeptidase N-like. Gene Ontology annotation, molecular function: peptide binding; metalloaminopeptidase activity; zinc ion binding. Gene Ontology annotation, biological process: peptide catabolic process; proteolysis. NCBI's taxonomy places the organism in Eukaryota, Metazoa, Arthropoda, Malacostraca, Decapoda, Varunidae. The transcript has 14 exons. The record is from RefSeq and is a predicted model, not a curated record. Gene Ontology annotation, cellular component: cytoplasm. The coding region runs from base 615 to 3707 and encodes 1030 amino acids.
CCAGCCAGUCAGCCAGUCAGCCGCCGGCCACAAAAGGACGAGGCGGUCGGUGUUACAGUGUGCUCAAAAGUGUGCGUGUGAGUGAGUGAGUGAAUCGGUGUCUCUCUACGCGUCCCUGGUUCUCCACUCACACUGUUGACCCUUCAUGCUGUGUUACGCCAGUGAAUAAUAAGCUGUGAACUACCAAUGCUGUGAAGGCGAUCGAGAGGAUGCCCGGCUAAGAUAAACAAAGAAGGAAGGAAGGAAGGAAGGAAGAACAUCAAACAACAACAACAACAAUAACAACAAAAUAACGACGAGAAGAGGAAUACGAGAACAAUAAAAACAACAACAGCGACAAGCAAGAAAGAGGAGGAGGAAGAACAAGAAGAACAACAACAAAUAAGAGAAACAAGAGAGCGUUACAGGAAAAGGAAAAGAGAUAGAAGAGAGGAGGAAGAACAAAAACAAAGAAGGAAGAGAAAGAAAAAGAAGAAGGGAAGUGAAGGGGAAAAAAAAGAGGACAGAGAGGGAGAAAAAGAGCAAACACAACCACAAACAAAGAAGAGAACGAAAAAAUAAGUAAAAAAAGAAGAGGAGGAAGAGGAAGAAGAAGAGGAGUCUGCGUCAAUGUGAUGCCGGAGAACACCCAGAGCAGACAAGUCCUGACGAUGGAGAUGACUGAUUCCGCUGCAUCCGUGUCCUUCGGCAAGAGGAACGGGUGCUUCGUCAAGAGGGGCGUGGCCGCUCUGCUGUUUCUCCUGUUCCUCGGCGCUCUCGUGGCCACCGGAGUGCUCGUCUACUACUUCGCCCCCCACCCCGACCCAGCAGCCGCCCAUGACAGGCACGAGAUGAGAGGGGAUGGAGUGGCCGCCGCUGGUUUUGGUGGCCUUGCAAGAGGAAGCGAAAGAGGAGGAGGAGAUGAGAAAGGUGAUGGUGGUGGUGAGCCUGAGACGCGUAUCAACCUGCGGCCGGAGGGAACCACAGAGCCAGGUGAGACGGGGAAAUCUCCAGGUAAGACAAAGGUAAAGGAUGUAAGACUGCCGCGCGCCCUCAAGCCCCUUCACUACCUGGUCCGCCUGCAGCCCUUCUUGGGGGGGAACUUCACCAUCCUGGGCUACGUGGAGGUGGUGGUGGAGGUGGUGGAGGAGACGUCGGUGUUUACUCUGCACAUGAAUGACAUCAUCAGCCGCAACGAGACGGUCAAGGUGGUGGACGCCGAAGAGAGGGACGGAGAAGGCGUAGGCAUCGCGAAACAGACCUACGACAAGGACCGAGAGUUCUACCACGCCCACCUCCGCCGCCCGCUGACCAAGGGAAAGCGAUACAAGCUGACCAUGGAGUUCCAGGGCUACCUCGGGGACGGUCUGCACGGCUUCUACAGGUCCUCCUACAAAGACGACAACGGGACGGAAAGGUGGUUGGCCGUCACUCAGUUCCAGCCGACGGACGCCCGCCGCGCCUUCCCGUGCUUCGACGAGCCCGACAUGAAGGCCACGUUCGAGGUGUUCCUGGCGCGCGAGCAGACCAAGAGGGCCAUCUCCAACAUGCCCAAGAUCAAGACCACUCCCGACCAGCAUCAGGAGGGCUGGGUGUGGGACCAAUUCAACACCACCGUCCCCAUGCCUACCUACCUCGUGGCCUUCGCCGUGAUGGACUUCGAGUCAAAGGAGGUCACUAUGGACAACGGCGUGGACUUCCGGGUAUGGGCGCGCGAGGCCGCCAUCCAGCAGGCCAACUACUCUAUAGAAGUCGGUCCUGCCACCCUCGCGUUCUUCGAGGAGUAUUUUAGCAUCCCGUACCCUCUCCCGAAGCAGGACAUGAUCGCCCUUCCUGAUUUCUCGGCGGGCGCCAUGGAGAACUGGGGCCUCAUCACCUACCGGGAGACGGCGAUGCUCUACGACCCGAUGGUGUCCUCCGUGCACAACAAGCAGCGCGUGGCGACGGUGGUUGUGCACGAGCUGGCGCAUCAGUGGUUCGGCAACUUGGUCACGCCGGUGUGGUGGACGGACCUGUGGCUCAACGAGGGCUUCGCUUCCUUCAUGGAGUUCGUCGGCACCAACCAUGUGGAGCCGGAGUGGCAGAUGAUGGAGCAGUUCCUCGAGACGGACCUGCAGAGUGUCUUCAAGCUUGACUGCCUCGAGUCCUCACACCCCAUCAGCAUCCCCGUCGGCCACCCAGACGAGAUCAACGAGAUAUUCGACCGCAUCUCCUACGCCAAAGGAGCAUCAAUAAUCCGCAUGAUGAACUUCUUCCUGACGGAGGCAACCUUCCGCAAGGGACUCACAAACUACCUAACGGACAGAGCCUAUGCCAACGCCGAACAGGAUGAUCUGUGGGACUUCCUGACAAAGGCCGCUCAUGAGGACGGGACGCUGCCUCGGGACAUGACGGUCAAGACCAUCAUGGACACCUGGACCCUUCAGAUGGGCUACCCGGUGGUCAAGGUGACGAGGAGCGAUGAUGGAACCUCCGCCACAAUCACCCAGGAGCGUUUUCUACUGGUGAAGGACCCGAACUCAACAGACACUCAUGACUACAAGUGGUGGGUUCCUCUCACCUACACGAGUAUGUCGGCGCGGGACUUCAACCAGACGUCCCCCUCCAAGUGGCUCUCCCCUACCGAAUCCUCCCUCAGGCUGCGCUCCCUGCCGGACAACGGGGAGUGGGUCAUCUUCAACCUGCAGGAGACGGGCUACUUCAGGGUCAACUACGACGAGAGGAACUGGAAGCUUCUGAUCCGCCAGCUGAAGGAAGAUCACACACUCAUCCAUGUGAACAACCGCGCGCAGUUAGUUGAUGACGCUCUCAACCUUGCGCGCGCAGACCAGCUCUCGUACUCCUUGGCCCUGGACGUGAAUACCUACCUGACGAAGGAGAGCUCGUACACGCCCUGGGCAGCCUACCUCAACAACAUGGACUUCAUCGACAAAAUGCUUUCACGCACCGGGGACUACGGAGCGCUCGAGGAGUACCUGCUCACCCUGCUCACUCCACUGUAUGACUCCGUGGGCUUCGAGGACUCUGCUGCAGACCCCCACCUGGACCAGAUCAAGAGGGUGAAGGUGCUCUACUGGGCGUGUCAUCUGGGCCACCAAGACUGUGUGGAUAAAUCCGUCCGCCUUUACAAGAAGUGGAUGAAGAAGCCCGAGAGCAAAAGUAUCAUCUCCCCGAACCUGAAGGACGUGGUGUACUGCACGGCCAUAGGGAAGGGUGGGGAGAUGGAGUGGGAGUUUGCCUGGAAGCAGUACCUCGCCUCCAAUGUGGCCUCGGAGAAAAGCAAACUACUGAAGGCUCUCGGAUGCUCCAAAAAGAUCUGGAUGCUCUCCAGGUACUUGGAGAUGGCCUUCACCAGCGACAGCGGCAUCAGGAAGCAGGACUCGCGCCAAGUGUUUCAGUCGGUGGCUGAAAACAGUGUGGGACGGGACUUGGCCUGGAUCUUCCUUAGGGACCAGUGGCUCAACAUGACAGAGUACUUGGGCAGCGGCCUCUUCACCCUCCCUUACCUCAUAAAAUCAUCAACAGAGGCUAUGAACAAGGAAUUGCAACUGGAAGAGCUCAAGUUGUUCCAGUCAACCCAUGAAGGCAAGUUAGGGACUGCCAAACGUGCUAUGUCUCAGGCUGUUGAGAGGACAGCCAACAAUAUCGCUUGGAUGAAAAACAACUACAAUGUGAUUGUGAAGUGGCUGCGGAACAAUGGAUACUCAUCCAAGCUUCAGGGUGCUUAACUGCAUGUGUGUGUGUGUGUGUGUGUGUGUGUGUGUGUGUGUGUGUGUGUAUAUGUGUGUGUGUGUGUGUGUGUGUAUGUAUCCUUUCACCUUUCUACAAUUUUAAAUUUUGAAUGAGAAUUUUUAUCUGUAGAUAACUUUACUUAGUUUCUCUUCCUCCUAAUGAUAGCUUUUAAUUUGGUUGGUCUGACUGAAAAUCCCUAAGGGAACAUUAGUUUCAAAAUUUUAUUAUUUCUUCAACAAUCACGGAGCACACCAAACUUGUAGCCUUCUGGUCAUUUUAGUGACUUUUCCCACUUGAGUAUUCUCCUUGUGUUGUAUUACAUCAACCUUUUUUUCUUAUGCUACACAUCAGACUGAUGACUUACUGCUGAAACUCCUUUUUUAUAACUGCCCUUUUAAAAGGCACUUUUAAUGUUCAAUUUUGUGAAAAUACUAUUUUUUUAAACACUGCUUGAGAUAACACAUUUUGAAGACAUACUUGUACAAUACCAUUGUCCUGUACACCAGUGUAGUACUUAUUACCUACAGUCCAGCACAAAUGUUUCUGUAGAUGACAAUUUUUAUUUGUGAAUGUAGGUUUGGAAAUAACAUGUAUAUAUUAUAUUCAGUGAUAAUAUAUCUGGUGGCCAUUUCUGGGAGAUGCAAAUGUUUGCAUUUGUUUAGGAAACAAGUAGCAGGAGAAAGGAAAGUAACUGGGCACGAUGUAAGCAUUGAUCAAUAUAACAAAAGGAAGAUAAAGGUUGACACAACCAAUUGAACCCAUGAAGGAAUCUUGGUAAUGGCCCAGUUGUAUGUAAGCAAAAAGCUAGUUUGGCACGCCACAAGCUAGACAGAUAAAGGGUGAGAGGAUGGAAUUUUAAAUAAGAAACAAAAAUGGAUUACCAAAGGUCAAAAGGCUAUGCAAUUGAGAUGUACAAGAGAGUUGUGAAAUACAGAAGUCAUGUGAAGAGCAACAAGGAAAGCAUGCUGAGCUGAGCUAGUAUGGUUAUAAUGAAGAGACGGAGGAGACACAGCUGGUGAUUAACUUUGGCAGUGAAGUUGGUGGUGAGGACAGGUGGGAUCUGGAAACAGCCAAGAGAAGUAGAAAUACAUGGUGAGUGCAUAUGAAUUAAAAAUGAAAAACAAAAUAACUGGUAAUAGAAUUGAUGACUGAAAGGGUGGAAUAGAAGCAGUUUGUAAGGCAGAAUGGAUGGUGUAGUGAAUGAUCAACGAAGCACACACUUUUAGCCUAUAAACCACCACUGCAUCAGACCUUUGUGGGCUAUGAGACACCACUUGGUGCAGGACAGGGGUGCUCUGAACCAUUGUGAGGGUCUGAAGUGAAGUGGCACCCACUUCACUGAGCAAUCUGUUCUUCUCAAACUUGUCUUCUAUUAUUUCUUGCCACUCUGAUUUUUAUUUACUUCAAACAAAGGCCACUUUGACUUCCCACUUUGGCUGCAGGAAGUGGGGAAGUGAUGAAUUUUUUGUACAAAACUAUAUUUAUAAAAUAAAGUGUACAGUUGAUCCAAAAAGUAAACUCAACUCAUACCUCUAAACUGGCUAAUCAAUUUUCUUUUUACAAGGAAGUGUGGCUGAGGAAUGUUCAGAGAAUUGUCAACAUCAACAUUUCAACGCCUAAUGGCUGCCAUUUUUAUGUUCAUAAGUUUAGCUCAUCAACUAUGUGACAAGAUAUUUGCUGUGUUUGUAUAUAAGAUCAAUAAAGUGAUAUCCAGACAUAGUA